Eufriesea mexicana is the source of this 1590-nucleotide messenger RNA. RefSeq lists its product as uncharacterized. The record is from RefSeq and is a predicted model, not a curated record. Lineage: Eukaryota; Metazoa; Arthropoda; Insecta; Hymenoptera; Apidae. The coding region runs from base 142 to 1524 and encodes 460 amino acids. The transcript is spliced from 3 exons.
GCACGCGACGCUACUGUCGCCUGGCCAGGAUCCGUAGAUCGCUGCCUCUGGAUCACCGCCGAGGAGAACCGGAACUCGUAACCACCCCCGACUUGCAACCUGUCGCCGCGUGUACAGUGAUCAUCCUAGUGACCCAGCACCAUGACGACGACCACGGGUGAUCCGUCGACUCUCAAAAGCCCAGCCUCGCUUUCCGGCGGCGACCUGGUCUCCCGCCUAUUAGCAGCGACACCACCGUACUUGUACAACGUACCUCUAACACCGCACAGCUUCUUCUUCAGCGAGAUGCUCCGUUCCUUCGUGCAAGCAAAGACCGAGGUCUCGUCCGCGACUAACACCACGAGUGCACCUCGGCGUCGCAAGAGAUCCUGGCGAGAUGCCCGUGAUCGUCCCCUGGAACUGACCACGAAAGAGAGGCAACAUCAUCAUCAUCAUCACCAUUCCCAGCAACAGCAACAGCAACAACCUCAGGACAAGUACUUCCACAGCCAACAGCCACCCCAGCAAGCGGAGACACGGUUGGAGAACAGCAGCAAGCAGAGCGACAGCUACGACCCAGCUAGCAAGGUGGGCAACUUUGAGCAAAAGCCAAGUUUCGGAGCUGACAUACUGAAGUCCGUCGAUGAGAACAAGUCGGAGUUCAGCAAGCAAAGCAAGAGUUUCUUCGACGAGCGACCACGUCACUUCGAGCAGGCCCAGCCACCUGAAAACAUAUUUUCCAGUGAGUUACAGAAGAUCAAGCCCGAGGAGUCGCACUCCAGCGACCGCAAGACUUGCAGUUACACCGACAGAAGCCCGUACGACGAUCGCACGAAAAGCUCGAUUGGCAAUCCAGAUUUAUCACCCAUGUUGUCAGACCAGAAGAAACUCGACUUCUCGAGGAACUUUCUACCCAGCCUUCCGGGUAGGGGCUGCGACAUGCUUCCGGGCGUGAAAGGAUUCGGUCUACCAGGAAACGUGACCAACCCUGAGUUUCUCCCUAGCCCACUUUGGUACCCACCUUAUCCUAUGCCUCAGUCCUAUCCCGGGAUAGAUCCUUUGCACUUUUUCAUAGACCUCCGCGUGUCUGGUCACAUCUGGGAUCGCAAGCUGAGCGAGAGGCAGCUGCCCUUCAAAGGCAAACAUUGCUCUGCCUUCAGCGUGCCACAGUCCAAGGAGUAUAAUAGUAAUAGGCCGUUAAAUCUGACGAGAGACGAGGCUAGCACGUCCAGGAGCAGUGAAGAAAAUUUGCGUGGCACCAAUUAUAUUCUCAGACAUCUCACUAGGACAUAUAGAGACAUCAGCCAUGCACGGAAAGCGUCCAGAAGUGAAACCUCGACUUCUGCAGAGAGCGAGGAGAGCUCGAAGGACGUUGAUAACAGCAAUAGGUCCCCGAAACCGGAAGACAUCGCCGUUGCGUCCACAAGUCCGGAAGAAGAGAGGAAGGAUCUCCGAGCGUUGAUAGGGUUGGAGCUGGUGGUGGAUUACGUGAAAGAACCGAAGGGAGAUACCCCAAACGAGCAGACUUCGCAAGUAACCGAAUAACUCGUGAAAAUCGAACGAUUCUCUUUCGUUCUUGCCUGUAUAAAUAGAUGUAGCUCCGACAUUUAC